Messenger RNA from Amborella trichopoda, 3366 nucleotides. RefSeq names its product sucrose synthase 7. Gene Ontology annotation, biological process: sucrose metabolic process. Gene Ontology annotation, molecular function: sucrose synthase activity. NCBI's taxonomy places the organism in Eukaryota, Viridiplantae, Streptophyta, Magnoliopsida, Amborellales, Amborellaceae. The record is from RefSeq and is a predicted model, not a curated record.
AGAGAGAGAGAGAGAGAGAGAUUUUAAGGAAAAUUACAGGGUUCAGUUGAUUAUGUCAGAAGUUUAAACACGCAAAAGUGGUAAGCGAGAGAGGCUCUCUACGCCAUAAGCUUCAAAACAACGUAUAUUCCCAUAAAAUAAAGGAAAGUUCAAAAAACCAGGGUCCAUUCCCCUCUUUUGCAAUUGUCCUCCCUUUUGGCGGGUAUUGCCUUUAGCAUUUCCUUUAGAAUUUUGAAUUGCAGAGCCGCAAAGGGCUUCACAACGGUUUCACAAAGUUGCAGAGCAACGCAAAGAAUACCCAUUGCUCAAGAAUUGCAAGGUGGAAAAACCGCUCACCACCCACCAUUCUUUCAGAAAAGAGCUUUGAAAUCCUCGGGGAGAAAACCCAAGUUUUAUUUUUGAAGCUAACCAUGAAAAAUGACCAGCAUGGAAAUUCUUCCUUGAAGGGGCAUGGCUUGUUGAGAAGGAAAGCAAAUCCAAUAUGUGAACACAAAGACAAGAUGCGAGAUUUGAAGCUUCUUCUCCCCUAUAAAUGGCUAACCAUUACCGCAAAUCAAAGGCAACGAACCGGAGUUUCUCCUUGUUUCGAAUUCGCAAAUUGUGUUUGCAAAAACUCCCUUUUUUGUUGUUGCUAGGAACGGUAUUAAAAUGGCGUCUGCUUCGAGCUUCAAAAGAGCAGAUAGCAUCACAGAAACCUUACCAGAAGUUCUCAGGCAGAGCAGAUAUCAGAUGAAGAGGUGUUUUGCCAGGUAUGUUAAGGGUGGAAAAAGGGUCUUGAAAAAGAAGGAUUUAUUGGAGGAAAUGGAAAAAGCAAUAGAGGACAAGGUUGAAAGGUCCAAGCUCAUGGAGGGUCUAUAUGGUUACAUCAUUAGCUGCACUCAGGAAGCAGCUUGUGUUCCGCCAUAUAUCGGGUUUGCAGUGAGACCCAACCCUGGAAUAUGGGAGCAUGUAAAAAUACAUGCUGAAGAUCUUUCCAUGGAAGGAAUUACACCUUCAGAGUACCUGAAACUCAAAGAAACCAUAUCUGAUGAGAAAUGGGCAAGUGAUGCGAACGCACUGGAAUUGGAUUUUGGGGCUUUUGAGCUAAACACACCCAAACUCACUCUCCCUUCAUCUAUUGGCAAUGGAAUAAACUGCAUCACUAGAUACUUGGCAGCGAGACUCGGCCGUGAUUCUGAGAGCAUGAAACCAUUGCUGGACUUUUUACUUUCUCAUAACCACCGAGGCGAUAAUCUUAUGAUCAAUGAGAACCUCAAUAGCAUUCCCAAGCUGCAAACAGCAUUGCUCUUGGCUGAAGUCCUUCUAUCUGGAAUGGCUGGUGACACACCAUAUUACAAGUUUGAGCAAAGGCUUCACGAUUGGGGUUUCGAGAAAGGAUGGGGAGACACAGCGGAGCGUGUUAAAGAGACAAUGCAUGCUCUAUCAGAAGUCCUUCAAGCACCUGAUCCUUCAUUUCUUGAGAAGUUCUUGAGCAGGGUUCCAUCUAUCUUCAAUGUCGUUGUUUUCUCACCUCAUGGCUACUUUGGGCAAGCGAAUGUUCUGGGCUUGCCAGACACUGGUGGUCAGAUUGUUUAUAUACUGGAUCAAGUGAAAGCCCUUGAGGAGGAAUUGUUGCAAAGAAACAAACAGCAAGGAUUGGCGGUAAAACCUCAAAUCCUUGUGGUCACUCGACUCAUUCAUGAAGCCAUGGGGACAAAAUGCAACCAAGAAUGGGAGCCCAUACUCAAUACCGAGCACUGUUACAUUCUGAGAGUACCAUUUAGAACAGAGAGGGGAGUUUUACGCCAAUGGGUUUCACGAUUUGAUGUAUACCCUUACCUCGAGAGGUUUGCUCAGGAUUCUACGGUGGAGAUCCUCAAGCAUUUAGAUGGGAAACCUGACUUGAUCAUCGGAAACUACACAGAUGGGAACACUGUUGCAUCCCUAGUGGCAACAAAACUUGGUGUUACCCAGGGUACUAUUGCUCAUGCCUUGGAGAAGACCAAGUAUGAAGACUCCGACAUCAAAUGGAAGCAACUGGAACCCAAGUAUCAUUUCUCUUGCCAGUUUACAGCUGACUUAUUUGCCAUGAACGCUACUGAUUUCAUCAUCACAAGCACAUAUCAGGAAAUAGCAGGAGGCAAGGAUAGACAAGGGCAAUAUGAAGCUCAUGCUGCUUUUACUAUGCCUGGCCUACACCGAGUUGUUUCUGGCAUCGAUGUCUUUGACCCCAAGUUCAACAUUGUGUCACCUGGCGCUGAUAUGUCGAUUUAUUUCCCCCAUACCCAGAAACAAAAACGCCUUACUUCUUUACAUCCUGUAAUAGAGGAGCUCCUCUACAGCAAAGAAGAUAACAAGGACCACAUAGGAUUUCUUGCAGAUAGAAAGAAACCCAUAAUCUUCACCAUGGCAAGGCUUGACAUAGUCAAGAAUGUAACGGGUUUAACUGAGUGGUAUGCGAAGAAUGAGAGGCUCAGGAAACUGGUCAAUCUUGUUGUGGUUGGUGGUUUCUUUGAUGCCACAAAAUCGAAGGAUAGGGAAGAGAUGAGUGAGAUUAAGAAGAUGCAUUCACUAAUGGAGAAGUACCAGUUGAAGGGUCAGUUUAGGUGGAUUGCAGCUCAAACUGAUAGGGUUCGGAACAGUGAAUUAUAUCGUUGCAUUGCUGAUACAAAGGGAGCUUUUGUACAGCCUGCUCUCUAUGAAGCAUUUGGGCUCACAGUUGUGGAGGCGAUGACAUCUGGGCUGCCCACCUUUGCGACCAAUCAAGGAGGCCCAGCGGAGAUAAUUGUAGAUGGCGUCUCGGGCUUCCUUAUUGAUCCUAAUAAUGGCAAUGAAUCGAGCAACAAACUUGUAGAUUUCUUUGAGAAAUGUAAUGCAGACCCCGAGCACUGGAAUAAGUUCUCCACUGCAGGGCUUCAACGCAUUUAUGAAUGUUAUACUUGGAAGAUUUAUGCCACUAAGCUUGUGAACAUGGGAGCAAUUUAUGGUUUCUACAAGCAAUUAAAUAAGGAACAGAGACAGGCCAAAUUGAGAUAUUUGCAGAUGCUGUUCAAUUUGCAGUUUAGAAAUAUGGCAAGUAAAGUAGCAAUACCAAGUGAUGUUGAAGUGAAGAAACCUGAAGCUGGACCAAUAGUAGUAGCCCCUCAACCAACUCGCAGAAGAACGGAAUCGAAGGUGCAAAGGAUUCUCACGACAUGCUUUACUAAGAAGCCUCGCACUCAGAGUUGAUCCCAUUGAUGACUGGGAUUUGCGUAACUAAAUUUCACACAUUUGUUUGGACUGAGAUGACGGUUUUCUUCCAUUUGAUUUGAUUUUUUUUUUCUCCAAAUUGUUUGUGAUCUAUUUGUACUUGUGAUAUCAAAAUAAACAAAGAAAUAUGUUUGUCUA